AUGGGCCUCAUCGUCGAGCCUCUACAGGAGGAAGAACUUGACGAGUUCAUCAGGAUCUACUGGUCGGCGUUCGAGCCUUUGUCUGCCAACAUGUACUUCCCUAUGAUCUAUCCCAAUGGUCUUAAGCCCGAUCUCAUAGCCCGCAUUCGAGCUCGUAUCCUGCGGGCAACCAAGGGCGACCUGGCAUCCCACUGCUUCUGCGCCAAAGACACAUCGUCCGGCUCCAUUGUAGCCGUAUCCUGGUGGGAGGAGGAGCACGACCCACCGCAGACUCAAGGACAGGUUGAUGCAAAUUUCGCACAGGCUUACGAGGCUCGCAAUGACAGUCCAUCUGUCGAAGGAUUCCAAGCAGACCUGGACUACGCAGCGUUCAGAGCGGCCUUCUACUCUGAAGCGGAAGUCAUGCAGGGCCGGCCAUACAUGACAUUGAAGUUGCUUGCCACGAGCCCAGGGCACCAUAGACGAGGCGCUGGAUCGCUGUUACUGAAGCAUGGCUUGGAGAAGGCAGAUCGCGUGGGGCUGCCGGUGUACCUUGCCACAGGAGUGACCGGGAAGCCGUUGUAUGAGCGGUUUGGCUUCGUGUACCAGCGGGACAUGCCGAUUAAUUGUCUUGAAUACGGUGGUAGGUCCAAUGGGCGCCACUGGUGUAUGCUGAGGCCCGCCGCCAAAGAAGGUGAGAGCGAGACGUGA
Messenger RNA from Saxophila tyrrhenica, 690 nucleotides. RefSeq lists its product as uncharacterized. The record is from RefSeq and is a predicted model, not a curated record. The transcript has a single exon. Gene Ontology annotation, molecular function: acyltransferase activity, transferring groups other than amino-acyl groups. NCBI's taxonomy places the organism in Eukaryota, Fungi, Ascomycota, Dothideomycetes, Mycosphaerellales, Extremaceae. The coding region runs from base 1 to 690 and encodes 229 amino acids.